CCCAGAGCCAGCCGCCAUUUUGUUUGCCCCGCGGACUAUGAGGCCGAGUCUUUAUGCCGUAGUGCUGGUGGGGGCACUGCUGCAGCGAGCAGGCGGCGGCCGCGGGGUCCUGUCCCCGUGGAGCUCCGCCAGCACAUGUGGAGAAAGGGUACUGGUGGAUAUGAUAUCAGGACCUCGGAUUGUAGGUGGACAUGAUGCACAGCUUGGAGCAUGGCCGUGGCAAGUUAGUCUCCAAGUUUACCAAAAUGGUGUAGGAUUUAAACAUCUGUGCGGUGGAUCUUUAAUUAAUGAGUAUUCAGUGCUGACAGCAGCACAUUGUGUUAGACGACAAAUAGACCCAUACUACUGGAGAGUUAUGAUUGGCCUUCAUGAUACGUCCAGACCUGAGAGACAUACUGUGAAGAGAAGAGUUAGAGAUAUUUUUGUCCAUUCACAAUUCCAGAUGGAGACAUUUGAAAAUGAUAUUGCAUUAUUUAAGCUAUAUAAAUCUGUAAGAUACAAUGACUAUAUUCAGCCCAUCUGCUUGCCCGCUACUCACUUUAAUCUAAACAUCAACAACCAAAGUACGUGCUUCCUAAGUGGUUGGGGAAGUAUUUCAGAGAAAGGACAAGGCUCACCUAUAUUACAGGAAGCUCAGGUUGACAUUAUUCCUUCUAAUAUUUGUAAUGGUUUUGAAUGGUAUGCAGGGAUGGUUAAUAACAACAUGUUUUGUGCUGGCUUUGAGUCUGGAGGUGUCGAUAGUUGUCAGGGAGAUAGCGGUGGACCGUUAGCUUGCUAUAACCAAGACACCAGCAAAUAUUAUCUAAUAGGGAUUACCAGUUUUGGAUUUGGAUGUGGCCGACCCAAACUUCCUGGGAUCUAUGUACGCGUGUCUCGAUACAGAAGAUGGAUAAAUUCUCAUCUUUUGCUGGCUAGCAAAGCCACCAGGACCCUGAGCAUUACGCUGUCUCUGAUUCUCUUGACUGUGGGGUGGACAGCACACUAUGAUUUAGUUGUACUAGAGACUUCAGGUGGCCUCUCUGAGAUUGCCACUUGAACUCUGCAUGAAUAGGUGGCACUCAUGGUUUCUUUGAGUAAGUAUCCUUAAUGAAUGUGUGUGAAUACCACUUGUUUAGUAAAAGGCAUGGUUUUUUUCUUUUAUCUAGCCAUCCCACCUAUGUACACAGUCUAUAAUAAAGCAUUUUUAUGAAAUAAUCAUAAGCAUAAUAGAGAAAGAUAUUAUACAAUUGCAUUAGUAUAUUUUGUGGAGCUUGAACUUUACAAGCAUGAUGAAAACCAGCCUGUUUUAUAGAAUGUUGUUAUAAAGGUUAUGUUGUUCAUUAAAUAAAGGCUCACUUAAGAAAAUGUGCAUUAUAGUAAUUGGCUGGCACAGCAUAGUGAUCCCUUGUUUGUUAAAGAGAUGAUCUAUGAUUUAAGGAAAUUACAAUGUCUAUUCUAUUCUGUUCUAGAUUUAAAGAGACAUUGUCAUGUAUGUUCAACAUUGUCUUUAAUAUAAAAUGUAUU
This is a messenger RNA of Pelodiscus sinensis (Chinese soft-shelled turtle), 1503 nucleotides long. The record is from RefSeq and is a predicted model, not a curated record. NCBI's taxonomy places the organism in Eukaryota, Metazoa, Chordata, Testudines, Trionychidae.